GUCGUCGUCACGGAGGAGGCUUUUGCCAAUUGCGUGUGUCGAUGCGUCGAGGAGCUUCGACGUUGAUCGUAACCCUAAUUUCUCGCAACCAUUGUUUCGUCACAGCUAAACAUCGUCUUGCCUCGUCGUCCUUCUCGUCCUCCUCCUCUGUGCCCUUCCUCAUUCAUGUCAAAGGCUGUUGACACUGUGCUUCAGAUUGAUUCAAUUGCGCUUGUCUGUCCGCCAUGGCGGAUCCCGAAGCGGUGCGCGUUGAAUACAGGCGCAAGCUUCUGCAGCACAAGGAGAUUGAUUCGAGGCUAAGGAGUUUGCGAGAUAAUGUCAAGGCUGCAAGGAGGGAGUUCGAUAAGACGGAGGAUGACCUGAAGGCUCUGCAGAGCGUGGGUCAAAUCAUCGGGGAAGUGUUGAGACAGCUUGAUUCUGAACGAUUGAUUGUUAAGGCCAGCAGUGGUCCACGAUAUGUGGUCGGAUGCCGCAACAAGGUCGACAAAGAAAAGUUGGUGGCUGGUACUCGAGUGGCACUAGAUAUGACCACUCUCACGAUCAUGCGAGCACUUCCCAGAGAGGUUGAUCCCGUAGUGUACAACAUGCUUCACGAGGACCCUGGUAAUAUUAGCUACUCAGCUGUUGGAGGACUAAGUGACCAAAUUCGAGAACUUCGUGAGUCAAUUGAGUUGCCGCUUAUGAACCCUGAGCUCUUCCUUCGAGUUGGCAUUAAGCCUCCAAAGGGUGUAUUGUUGUAUGGCCCCCCUGGAACUGGCAAAACCCUUCUGGCGCGAGCAAUUGCUAGCAAUAUUGAUGCUAAUUUCUUAAAAGUGGUUUCUAGUGCGAUUGUGGAUAAGUACAUUGGAGAAAGUGCGAGACUUAUUAGGGAGAUGUUUAGUUACGCCCGUGACCAUCAACCUUGCAUCAUAUUUAUGGAUGAGAUUGAUGCCAUUGGAGGCCGUCGUUUUAGCGAGGGUACUAGUGCAGAUCGAGAAAUCCAGCGUACCCUUAUGGAGUUAUUGAAUCAACUUGAUGGUUUUGAUCAGCUUGGCAAGGUAAAGAUGAUCAUGGCAACCAACCGGCCAGAUGUUCUUGACCCUGCUCUUCUACGACCUGGUCGUUUGGAUCGAAAGAUUGAAAUUCCACUACCAAAUGAACAGUCUCGUACAGAGAUUUUGAAGAUUCAUGCAUCUGGUAUUACGAAGCAUGGAGAGAUUGAUUACGAGGCUAUUGUUAAACUUGCCGAGGGCUUUAACGGAGCUGAUCUUCGAAAUGUCUGUACUGAAGCGGGCAUGUUCGCCAUCCGAGCUGAUCGUGACUAUGUUGUUCAAGAGGAUUUCAUGAAGGCUGUUCGGAAGCUCACGGACGCAAAGAAGCUGGAAUCAAGUGCUCAUUACAGCACCGAUUUUGGCAAGGAGUAGAAUACGGAAGUUUUACUCUAUUUAUACCUUGGCUGCCUUCCGAGAAAGUUCCUUCAACUUUGCACGGAUCCUGGACACUCUCAAGAGAUCAUUCUUAGGUUCAAAUCAAGGUCGAUUUCACUGUUCAUGUUCAGCAAACCUCUGGAAAAUAAAUCCUUCUCUUCGCAUGUACAAAAUUUUAAUAUUUUCAAGUGGAUUUUUUUUGAAAUCUGUACCAA
Molecule: messenger RNA, 1621 nt
Organism: Physcomitrium patens
Lineage: Eukaryota; Viridiplantae; Streptophyta; Bryopsida; Funariales; Funariaceae
Product: 26S proteasome regulatory subunit S10B homolog B
Molecular function (GO): ATP hydrolysis activity; ATP binding
Source: RefSeq, a predicted model, not a curated record